AAAUUCAUGCUUUUCUCCUCCCCUUUCUCUUUCUUAGUUUCUCUCUCUCUCUCUCUCUCCUGUCUUCUCUCCUGCAGCUGCUGGAUGUGAUUCUCCACCACCUCCUCCUUCCUAGCUAGCUAGCCAGAGUGAGUACUCCACACCACCACCUCCCCUCUCCUCCGUUUAAUUUCUUCCCUCCCAGCUAGCUGCUGCAGCCUGCAGCUCUCGCCUUGCUUUCUUCUUCUCUUUCCAUACACAAAUCCCCAACAAAGAAAAGUGCGAAUUUAUAAAGAAAAGAUCAGAAUUCAAAGCAGAAGUAAAGCUAGAGGAGAUAGGGGUGGUGAGGGGAGGGGAGGAAAUAUAUCUCACCACUAACUGGCUUCCAUGGUGUUCCCUUCAGUGCCUGCCUACCUAGAUCCACCUAAUUGGAAUAACCAGCAAGGGCAGCCGCCCAGGCCGGCGAACGUAGGCGGCGGCGAUGCACAGCACCUGCCGGUCGGGCCGACCGCAGCUGCGGCGGCGCCGGGCGAGAUCGGGGGGCUGCCAACAAGCAGCUCGUCGGCCAGCGCGGCGGCGGCCGCGGCGCAGCAGGCGCGGCCGAACUCAAUGGCGGAGCGCGCGCGGCUGGCGCGGGCGCCGCAGCCGGAGCCGGCGCUCAAGUGCCCGCGCUGCGACUCCACCAACACCAAGUUCUGCUACUACAACAACUACUCCCUCUCCCAGCCCCGCCACUUCUGCAAGACCUGCCGCCGCUACUGGACGCGCGGCGGCUCGCUCCGCAACGUCCCCGUCGGCGGCGGGUGCCGCCGGAACAAGCGCUCGGGCAAGUCCUCCUCCGCCGCCGCCGCCGGCGCGUCGUCCUCCUCCUCCAAGCCGUCCUCGUCGGCGGCCAGGCAGCUGCCCGGCGGUGGCGCGUCCCCGAUGCCGUCCGCCGCGGCGUCCACGCAGCCAGGAGGCGCCGCCGCCGGCGCGAUCAUCCCGCCGUCGGGCCUCAGCUCCAUGUCUCACCACCUCCCGUUCUUGGGGGCGAUGCACCCGCCGGGGCCCAACCUAGGGCUAACCUUCUCCGCCGGAUUCCAGCCUCUCGGCGGCAUGCACCACCACGUGGACACGGCGGACCAGUUCCCGGUGGCAAGCGGCGGCGGCGCCACCAUUGGCGCGUCACUCGAGCAGUGGAGAGUGCAGCAGCAGCAGCAGCAGCAGCCACAACAGCAUCAGUUCCCGUUCCUCGGAGGAGCACUCGAGCUUCCGCCGCCGCCGCCGAUGUACCAACUGGGACUGGAAGCUACUCGAGCAGCAGGCACCGGAGCAACGGCGGCGGCGGCGUUCACGUUAGGGCAGACCAGUGCUACAGCCACCACGUCAAGGCAGGAAGGUUCAAUGAAACUGGAAGAUAGCAAAGGGCUGGAGAUGAGCCUGCAGAGGCAGUACAUGGCGGCUCUACGCCAAGGAGAUGGUGUCUGGGGUAACAACAACGGCGGCAAUGGCGGCAGCGACGGUGGCGGCAAUGGCGGCGGUGGCAGCUGGACAAUGAACUUCCCUGGAUUCCAUUCGUCAUCAGGCGGCGGCGGCGAUGAUGGCGGCGGAGUGUUGUAGUACACUACUUCUAGCUAGGUCACACGAUUGAUCUGGCUCAUCAACAAUUCGACAAGAGGUUUUUCUAAUUAAUUUGCAUGGUUUGAGCAAAUGCAAAGAGGAGGCAAAGAAGAAAGGAGGGCUUGACUUGAGUGUUAAACUCUUCAUCAAGUAGAAGCACACGGCUAGCUAGCUCAUGAUGAUCUCAGGUAGGGUGGUUUAAGUUAAAGCUGCUCUUUAGUUAACGCUUUUUUUCCGCCAUUUGGUUUUGAACUCAAAGGUGUGCCAGUGUUGUGUCCAUAGUGUCGCCUUUUUCAACUUUUUUACAGUAUUGUUUACAGGGGGUUAAUAUAUAUAACCAAACGUGGUGCAUUGGGGGUAUAUAUGAUCAGGGAUAUAGUAUUUGACUUGGAGAGAUUGGAGAUUGAUCAAAUUACCUCUCAUUAGUUCUGCAAAAACUUGCAUGAAAUUAAUGUAUGGUUUGUGUGCCCUUUAAUGUUUA
Molecule: messenger RNA, 2059 nt
Organism: Oryza sativa Japonica Group (Japanese rice)
Lineage: Eukaryota; Viridiplantae; Streptophyta; Magnoliopsida; Poales; Poaceae
Product: dof zinc finger protein DOF5.1
Biological process (GO): regulation of DNA-templated transcription
Molecular function (GO): DNA binding; DNA-binding transcription factor activity
Source: RefSeq, a predicted model, not a curated record